UGGCUGAUGCCCGGCUCCGGACGCCGUCCCAGUAUAUUGCUCUUCUUCCUGUCACUCGUGCUCCCCAGGCGUUCGCUGACUCUCAUUCGCGGAUCCCGGGCUGUGGAUGACCCAUAUCGAGCGCGGCGCUUUCCCAGGUGAGCGCGAGAAGAGAGGGCGCGCUUAAAUAUUGUGACAUCAGCCGCGGGGGCGCCUGCUUGAUUCGCACCUCCAUGUCCGACCAUGGCGCGGAGAACGACCUCCAGGCAUUGCUCGACUUUGGGCGGCGCGUGUGCGUGCCGACGCAGGUUGUAGAGGACAUCAGCGAUCUACCGUAUCUUGCGACGAUUGCACGGGUGGCACAAUGGUCGUUUGACAGCAUCCCGCUUGUGCGCGCGACGCACGACGCUCGUGUCCAGAUAGCGGAGGCCCUCUUGAUUGUUCUGGGAAAUCUUUUGGAUAUAAUUCGAACGGCGGAAGUUGCGCUCACGCCGUCGGAAUUACAGUUGCUCACACGGGUGGUUAGCGCGGUAGAGUCUGUAUACGCAAAGUUACGGGAGUUCUUGCCGGGAGCACAGGCGCUUGACGAUGACAGAAUCCUCGAGUGGUCGGAUUGCAAGUACCUCGUCGCCGACAUCAUUUCGGAGACAGAAGCCGAAGAGACUCUGGACGAUAGGCGGCUAGGGAGCCUCGAAGAGUGCCAAAAGCGCAUUCAACAGACAGCUGAGGACUUGGUGAACAUUGUCAAGAACCGCAGACCAGAAUCGAGUCGCCAGAUCACUAUAGUUGACAAAGUCACGGACGAGGCCCUGCUCGCUAAACGAUGCGAGUACCUCUUGCCCAGCGUCCCCGCUCACACGCUAGACCGAUUACGACCCCGAGAGCACAUUGCCAGAAGCAUUGCACGGAGCACCGGCCCUGUAUACCACUGCGUGCUUGGUUCAGCAGGUGUGGGCAAGACGACCUUCGUGAGGACGUUGCUUCGUGACCCGCAGGUCGUCGAAAGGUAUGCCUACCGCCGCUUCUACGUUGCAUGCGACGAUGCGCGCAGCGUCGACGACGUAGUCACAAUGAUCUGCGCGCAGCUAGGUUGCAUGCGGCGCGGCCGUUGGCGACGCCUGCUGCCGCGGCCUGCGCUCCUCGUGCUCGACGGCCUCGACGGACUAACGACGAGCCCGCGGCACACUCUCUCCCUCGAGAGUUUCCUCUCACGCUGCUGCCGAACGCAGGGCUUGAGCUUGAUCGUGACGCUGCGCGGGCCUCGGAGACCGCGCAAUAUACCGUGGACGACGCCGCUCCUGCCGCCGCUAGGGAACCUCAGCCUGCGCGAGGCUGAGCAGUUAUGCAGAUGGAAGGCGCCUUUGCUUACCCCUGACCAGGUGCAAGAGUUAUUCGGCCUCUGCGAUGGACAUGUAAUGGGGCUGACGCUCCUCGCGACGUCGGCGUCCUAUGAGGGCUUCAGUCGCUGCAUGGACCGAUGGCGCGCACGCGCCCGACGCGAGCAUAUCGAUGCUGCACCCGCACUGGACGUCAUCAUCGCAUUCGCCAUCAGGAGCCUGCACUAUACGAACCCCAUGCCCGACCCGCGCUUGCGGAGGCGGAAGGCCGACUACCCACUGAUCCUCCUUGAACUAGCGAGUCUUCUCCCCACGGGCCUUUCGCAUCGCGUCGCAGAGGAGUUGCCAGUGUACGAGACAGCGAAGCCAAGGACAUGGUCUGGGUACGCGCCGGACGCAUGCUACGACGCCAGUUUGAAUGGGAACACAGACUACUUGCCCGACAUGGUGUACCUGCGCGCUCGAGAGGCAAAGCUUGUGCAUAUGGGCUUCGCGCGAAGAGAGGGUGAUCACCUCGUUGUGCCACCGACAGUGCGCGCGCAUAUCAUGGCGGCGAGGCCCGAAGUCGAGGUCGAGCCGAUCGCACUGUCGACAUUCGAUCUGCCGUCGCUGGUGCGAUAUGCGGAUUGGCUGCCCAUGGGCGACACGCUGUUGCGGAUUGGCGAGCUGCUCUUGGGCGCACGGCACCUGGCGCUGCACGCAAUGGAGGAGGCGGAGGUGGUUGAAGAAGCCGUCGGGUGCGCCAUCGACACUGCGUACAUCGGCGCCGCGACGGGUUGGCGAGUGUCAGACUUCAUCACGAACGACACCGUUAGACGCGCCGUCGAAGACGAGGGGAAUCCGAGGUUGCACGUCCGCUACUUGUUAUGUCUAUCGAGGGUCGUUCGGGGCGAAGGCGACGCCGUACUGCGAGCGAUGGAGAUUGCGAGGGAAGAGGAGAUGCCAAGCUGUGAAGCUUUGUGCCACAUACGUCUCGCUGAGCGUAUCUGCGAUGCUGCGGCAGCAUCAAUUGGCAGCAGCUCGCGUACACCCCAGCCGCCGCCCCUUUCUCGUCCGCCUACGCCCCAAAAUGCCCGUCCGCCUUCGCGCACUGUCCCUCCUCGCCCGACACCCGGUGAACACGCCGACUACCUCUCUCGUGCCGCCAGUCACGCCCUUGACGCUAUUCCGCUAGCCCACGAGGGCUACGACUCCAACGCCGAAUUCCACGCCUUUCAAAUCCUUGCUACCAUCCGCAUCCACCAGCGACGGCCCCACCUCGCCCUCUCCUCCCUCCUCGCUGCCCUCCAUGUCGCCCCCUUCUCACAGAACGUCGUUUUGGAGGCGCGGGCGCUCGCGCGCGUCGCCUGGGUCAAAUUCCUCAUCGGAGACGGGAAAGCGGCCUUGAAAAUCAGCAGAGGGGUCGUUAAGCGGCUCAUGGCGCUCGGCGCAGACCCGGUGGAGGAGAGGUGUCAGCUGGCGGAAAUACUGCUAGGAUGCGGUCAUUUUGACGAGGCUAAGCGAGUCGCGAGCAGGGUGUUGGGCAGGCGCAACGGGAGUCGCAGGGCGCGGGUGGCGAGAGCGCAUGCAAGGGUGGUCUUGGUGAAGGUGGCGUCGGCGUGCACGGGUAUCCCGGAUGCGGAGGGGGCUGCGAAGGAGCUGGCGAAGGCGUACGCGGUAUGUGUACGCGAAGGAAACGAGCGCGGGGCGCUGGCGUGCAAAGUGGUUGGUGCUCAGCUGGUUGUGCGCACUGCUCGGUCGGCGGAGGAGACGGAGCAUGGGCGGCAGCUCCUGCUGCAAUGCCUGGAGCACCGUGCGAUGUGGGCAGAGGUGCAUGCAUUGCUAGGGGAAAUGGUGCUCUCAGGGAUUCCUACGCUUCGGGGUACGGCUCGGAUGCCAGCCACCGCCGAUGCCCAGCCGUCUCUCGCCACCGCGCACACCCACUGCAUCCUCUCCCUCGCAGCCGGCUUUCUGGAAUGCAACAUGCGCUGGGUAUGCGCGGCGCUGAGGAGGCUGGCGAGCGUGUGGUGCCGUGACGACCCUGCCGAGUAUACGCUGGACAUUGGACAUUCCGAGCGUCUCGACACCGCAUCGUCCCUCCUCCUCGCAUCCCUCUCUGGCUUCGAGUGGACAGGCAUGGCGCACGAACGCGCGGAGGCCAUGCUAGAGAUGGGGGAUGUGCUUUGGGCUCAGUCGUCAAGGGACGACGCCCGGCAUUGGUGGCAGCGCGCAUGGGACGCGUUCAGCGCUUGCGGGUUACACCAUGGGGCAGCGAGGUGUCGGGAGAGGUUGCGGAGGGUUGGAUUGGAACGUUGAGAAGGAGGGCUGGACUGGGAAUCGGGAAUGAAGGUAAAAACCAGAGAUGACGGCCAAAGGGAAAUCUGGACGCUCAGAAAGGCUUGACCUCGCCGCGACUAACGACCUCACGACGCAUACCCCUGCUUUCUACUUAUUCGCGUUGUCACUUGUACAUUGCUCUGUAAAUUAUCUAGCUAUCGUUUAGCGGUUGUGUGUUAUAUAGAAAUGUUGCGUACCUGUUAUAUAGAUGUGCGGGUUCUGGGGACACUACGAGACUCGAGUGCAACUUGUUCGGUG
Molecule: messenger RNA, 3890 nt
Organism: Schizophyllum commune H4-8
Lineage: Eukaryota; Fungi; Basidiomycota; Agaricomycetes; Agaricales; Schizophyllaceae
Exons: 8
Coding region: 213-3611 (1132 amino acids)
Molecular function (GO): protein binding
Source: RefSeq, a predicted model, not a curated record